Messenger RNA from Grammomys surdaster, 2598 nucleotides. RefSeq names its product testis-expressed protein 12. The coding region runs from base 155 to 2005 and encodes 616 amino acids. The record is from RefSeq and is a predicted model, not a curated record. Gene Ontology annotation, cellular component: mitochondrion; central element. The transcript has 15 exons. Gene Ontology annotation, molecular function: carotenoid dioxygenase activity; beta-carotene 15,15'-dioxygenase activity. Gene Ontology annotation, biological process: retinal metabolic process; carotene catabolic process; synaptonemal complex assembly. Lineage: Eukaryota; Metazoa; Chordata; Mammalia; Rodentia; Muridae.
CUCCAGACUGAUCACGUGGCUCGCGCGGUGCCUGCUGGGAGUCGCGCACUCGGCACCUGCGCAGAGGGGGCGAAGCUCUCACUCUCGCGUUGCGGCUCUGAGGAGGCAGGUUGUGGCCGAAUCUCCGAUUGCUAUCGAGUGGGGCGAGAGGAGAAUGAUGGCAAACCACCUUGUAAAAUCAGACUCUAGAAACUGCAAGAGGUCAAGAGAAUUGGAGCCUCAAAUGUCUGAUAGUCCACAGGAAUCCUCUUUUGGAAAAUCAGAUUCAUCUCUCUCUGAGUGUUCUGGACUCUUUUAUAAAGAGGAAGCUCUGGAGAAGGAUUUGAGUGAUAUGAGCAAGGAAAUUAAUCUGAUGUUGUCUACAUAUGCAAAGAUUUUAAGUUUUGAAGAAAUACGUGGAGAAACCAUGUUAGGCUCGAAGCAGAGUCUGCCGUGCAUUGCCCCGCUGCUGACCACUGUGGAGGAGACUCUGAGUGCUGUGUCUGCUCAGGUCCAAGGACACAUUCCUGAAUGGCUCAAUGGCUAUCUACUUCGAGUUGGACCUGGGAAGUUUGAGUUUGGAAAGGAUAGAUACAAUCACUGGUUUGAUGGAAUGGCUUUGCUUCACCAGUUCAGAAUGGGGAGGGGCACAGUGACAUACAAGAGCAAGUUUCUACAGAGUGACACAUACAAGGCCAACAGUGCUGGAGAUAGAAUUGUGAUCUCGGAAUUUGGCACGCUGGCCCUUCCGGACCCAUGCAAGAGCAUCUUUGAACGUUUCAUGUCAAGAUUUGAGCCACCUACCAUGACUGACAACACCAGCGUCAACUUUGUGCAGUACAAGGGUGAUUACUACAUGAGCACGGAGACCAAUUUUAUGAAUAAGGUGGACAUUGAAACGCUGGAAAGAACAGGAAAGGUGGACUGGAGCAAAUUCGUUGCUGUGAACGGAGCAACUGCACACCCUCACUAUGACCCGGAUGGGACAGCGUACAACAUGGGAAACACCUAUGGGCCGAGAGGUUCUUGCUAUAAUAUUAUUCGUGUUCCUCCAAAAAAGAAAGAGCCUGGGGAGACGAUUCAUGGGGCGCAGGUGCUGUGCUCUAUUGCUUCCACCGAGAAGAUGAAGCCUUCUUACUACCAUAGCUUUGGAAUGACAGAAAACUAUAUAAUCUUUGUGGAACAGCCUCUAAAGAUGAAGCUGUGGAAAAUAAUCACCUCUAAAAUCCGGGGAAAGGCUUUUGCUGAUGGCAUGAGCUGGGAGCCCCAGUAUAACACGCGGUUUCACGUGGUGGAGAAACGCACUGGACAGCCUCUUCCAGGAGUGUACUACAGCAAGCCUUUUCUUACCUUUCAUCAAAUCAAUGCCUUCGAGGACCAGGGCUGUAUUGUGAUUGAUCUGUGUUGUGAGGAUGAUGGGGGAAGCCUAGACAUUUACCAACUAAAGAAUCUCAGGAAAGCUGGAGAAGGGCUCGAUCAGGUCUAUAAGUCGAAGGCAAAGUCUUUCCCUCGAAGAUUUGUCUUGCCCUUAGAUGUCAGUGCGGAUGCCCCUGAGGGAGAGAACCUCAGCCCACUGUCCUAUUCUUCAGCCAGUGCCGUGAAACAGGGUGAUGGAGGGAUCUGGUGCUCUCCUGAAAAUCUACACCACGAAGACCUGGAAGAGGAAGGGGGGAUUGAAUUUCCUCAGAUCAACUAUGGCCGAUUCAAUGGCAAAAAGUAUAGUUUCUUCUAUGGCUGCGGUUUUCGACAUUUGGUGGGGGAUUCUCUGAUUAAGGUUGACGUGGUGAAAAAGACAUUAAAGGUUUGGAGAGAAGAGGGCUUUUAUCCCUCAGAGCCCGUUUUUGUUCCGGUGCCAGGAGCUGAUGAGGAAGAUGGUGGGGUUAUCCUCUCUGUGGUGAUCACUCCCAACCAGAGUGAAAACAACUUUCUCCUUGUCUUGGAUGCCAAGAACUUCACCGAACUGGGGCGAGCAGAGGUACCUGUGCAGAUGCCUUAUGGGUUCCACGGCACGUUUGUGCCCAUCUGAUGGCACAAGACCAAGGAGGGACUGAGAGAAGGCUUAGAUGAGCACACUCUACGGAAAAGAGAAAAUAGUGAAUCUCACUCAACAACGAUUGUAGUUUGGAUCUGACCCUGACCCCUAAGGACUCAUAGACCUGACUCCUGUGGCCUCAUAGACCUGACCCCCAAGGGCUCAGAGACCUGACUCCUGUGAGCUCAGAGACCCUGACCCCCAAGGGCUCAUAUUUUAAAUGUUUGUACCCAGCUUGUGGCACCAUUUUGGGAGGCUGUGGAAACUUUUAGGGGUGACACCUCACAGGCACCAGGAACCAGCCUUUGGGGGCUCUGGUUCUCUCAUGCUCUCUCUCUCUCUGCUUUCUGGUCCACUGCUACGUGAACAGCCUUCACCUAUGCUUCCAGCCUUACCACUGACAAGGUACUCCACCAUGUCUCCACUAUGGUGGGCUGAAUCCCCUCAGCCUGUGGGCCAAAGGAAUCUUUCCUCCUUAAGUUGUUCUGUCCAUUUGAGUUUUGUUUUGCAGCAGUGGUAAAAUAACUAAUUAAAAAAAACCCAGUGUAUGAUUUUACAUUUCGAUUAAAACAUAACUGAUGAGAUAA